AUGCGCGUCCUGCCACUCCUUCAUCUACCACGCACUCCGACGGGCCCAAGACACUCCCCACAGCGCGCCCUCUUCCAAUACAGCAUCACCACCUCACGCACCUCGCUCCUCGAGACCGACUACAACAUCCACAAGAGCAACUCGACCUACUUCGCGGACCUGGACGUCAGCCGCUCGCACCUGGUGACCCACCUCCUCGGGCCGGGGCUCCCCAUCAUCGCGGCCAACGCGAAAAACAAGCUCGUGCGCGACAAGCAAGGCGUCCUGGUCAAGGGCAGCCUGGGGGUGGGGCUGGGGGCGGUGUUCUGCAGCUUCCGCAAGGAGAUCGCGCCGCUGCAGGGCUACGAGAUGUGGAGCCGGGUGCUGGCGUGGGACCGCAAGUGGCUGUAUGUGGUGACGCACUUUGUGGUCAAGGGCAAGGUGCGCCCGAACGGGGGGUGGAACGGGAAGGGCAAGAGGACGGCCAGGCAAGGGGGUGGUGCCAACGGGCAGCAGCAGCUGCCGGACGAUUUUGCCAAGUACGUGAUUGCGACGGCCGUCAGCAAGUACGUGUUCAAGCUCGGGCGGUUUACGGUGCACCCCGCGCUGGUGAUUGAGGCGGCCAAGAUGCUGCCCGAGAGGCCUGGGGAGGGGUGGACGGGGGGUGAGACGGGCACGGGCACGCCCGAGGAUUUGGGGGAUUUGGAGGAGCUGGAAAAUGCGGGGGCGGAGAGCGAGUGGGAUUGGAAGAGGAUAGAGGCGGAGCGGAGGAAAGGGCUGCGGUAUGCCGAUCACUUUGCGGCUUUGGACGGGACAAAUUCGUUGUUUGAUGGCGGUGAGGAUGGCGCGAUUGGGAACUUUCCGCUGGGGUGA
Messenger RNA from Chaetomium globosum CBS 148.51, 852 nucleotides. RefSeq lists its product as uncharacterized. Bases 1 to 852 code for a protein of 283 amino acids. The record is from RefSeq and is a predicted model, not a curated record. The transcript has a single exon. NCBI's taxonomy places the organism in Eukaryota, Fungi, Ascomycota, Sordariomycetes, Sordariales, Chaetomiaceae.